Molecule: messenger RNA, 1448 nt
Organism: Sardina pilchardus (European sardine)
Lineage: Eukaryota; Metazoa; Chordata; Actinopteri; Clupeiformes; Clupeidae
Product: apolipoprotein L6-like
Exons: 3
Coding region: 1-1128 (375 amino acids)
Biological process (GO): lipid transport; lipoprotein metabolic process
Cellular component (GO): membrane; extracellular region
Molecular function (GO): lipid binding
Source: RefSeq, a predicted model, not a curated record
AUGGCUGUUCCUCUUGUUAUUCACUUCAAAAGAGACAACGAGGCUUUCUUCCUCCCCAGCCUGAGAAAUGUGGACGUUUUGACAUUCCAUCUGAAGAAAUACAUUGGCAUUUCAAAGCAGCUAUGUGAAAGGCUGAAGAAAAGAGAGAAAUAUCCAAACGUCUCUGAAGACAGCAAUGGAGAACUCAUUCAGGAAGAGUUCAUUCCUGACCAUUUGGACCAGCUAGGAGAUAUAAAGACCCCAAGGCUUUUGGUACUUUACAGGAACGACCCGCACCUCAGGUUGACAUUCCUCUUCCAAGAAAAAGCUGAAGCUUUCAUCGACGAGUUCAGCCAGCGCCGCACCAAGAUGGAGCAGUUCCUCUCUGAUCUGGAGGAGACUGAGAAAAAGCUGGACAAUAUGAAACGUGGUGCCAGUAUCUCCAAUGUAGCUGGCAGUUCAGUGGGGGUGGCAGGGGGCAUAUGUUCCAUUGUUGGUCUGGCCUUGAUUCCAGUGACCGCAGGUGGCUCCUUGGCUCUCAUGACGGGGGUUGGUCUCGGGCUUGGCAGCGGUUUGACCAGUCUGGUCACUGGCGUCACAGAAGUACUGUUCAACAAACAUCAUGGACAGAAUGUUAAUAACAUAUUCAAGAAUUUCAUGGAGGAUAUGCAGAUGCUUAUUGAGAUAUUGGAGAAGGUAGCAGAUGGCAAUAUAAAUGGUUCAGAGAAGACAGUUGGGACAGAUAGGGCAGAUAACAUAGGUGCUGCAGUAAAGACAGUGAGGGCUGGAGGUAGAGUUAUUAGAAUUGGGAAGGGCAUAGAUACAUUAGUAGAUGACUUUGGACAGGUGUUCAAAGGAAAUCCAUUGGCCCUCUCCAAGGCUGCACGGUCUGGCUUCAUUGCUCUCAAUGUACUUUUCAUUGGUUUAGACAUCUUCUUCAUCUGCAAAGAAGGCAGGAAUCUGUCCAAAGGAAGUAAAAAUGAGUUGGCCCAGACCAUCCGCUCCAGAGUAGAUCUGUGGCGCUCCGAGCUGGAGUCCUGGUCCAGGAUCUACGAGUCCUUGAAAAUAGGGACCAAGAGCCGCAAGAGGAACCAGAGUAUUCUGAACAGCCGUUUUAGCCCAAAUGCAGUGUUUACUGAGGAGUAUUAAAACUGACAGAAUAGAAUAUUUUUGAUGUCACUAAUUUUAUGUACUAGGAGCUCAACUAAAAUGGCUUUACUGUUCUUGACCUGGCACUGGCACCAUGUAAUGGCACAAUAUUAGUCUCACAUCAGUUUAAUAGAUCCAUGAACAUUGAGGUGAAGGGAAGCUUAUCAGAUCACCCUUUUAUUGUACUGACACUGACCUUUCUCUGACUAACGUGUUACUACUGUAAUUCGGUUAUUACAAGCAAAAUGUGAUCCUUAUCUAACAGCAAUGUUCAAUGAUCUUCCGUACAUUGUAUGAACGUGCCCAACACAUUUGUGAUC